Molecule: messenger RNA, 2527 nt
Organism: Corticium candelabrum
Lineage: Eukaryota; Metazoa; Porifera; Homoscleromorpha; Homosclerophorida; Plakinidae
Exons: 5
Coding region: 1301-2104 (267 amino acids)
Source: RefSeq, a predicted model, not a curated record
CGCGUGAGUGAAGAGAAGACGUGGAAGCCUAGGGCAAUGGGAACAGUUUGAUUCAGAAAUUUCGCUAAUUUUAGGGAACGUCGAUAUUAGGAUGUGAACAGUUGAGUUAUGAAUUAUCACUGUUACUUUUAGUUACUUUUGAGUUUCGUCUAGACAUGUUCUAGUCACGCAUUUUUGAUGGGAGGUCCAAAGUAACACCAUAUAUGGAAGUGGGCAACUUUAUCUAAAUCUAUCGAUCACAUGACACAUACGGUCUCCUUACGUCAUUUUGUUUCGGUGGAAGAACAGCAACAAGGCGGAGAGCCAGAGGCGAGGGAGCGACUUUCUCACGGGCAGAACUCGCUCCAGCACAUUCGAUCACACUGCAAGUGCCGAAAACAUUACAAGUGAAUUGACUCUACUACUAGAUUUAAAUGGCAGUAGCUCAACCGAAUACAGAUGGAUAUGUAAGCGAUGAGGACAGUGAACAUAUGCUAGAGUGGAGGAAGCUGAAAGAGGACUUUCUAGGAGACAGAAAGGAACCUGUCUCUGAGAUUUCCUCAGCUGGAGACCUUCAGGAGUGACUAUCGCCGAGGAUUGUCAAUCCAGGGAAUGACAAGGGCAGAGUGAGACUGGGUCGAGUCUAGAGUACCUGCAUGCUGCUUCAAAGAUAGAGUUGAAAUACUUUGACGAUGAGUGUAAGUCCGUCUUUCCCCCUGUGCCCAAACUUUUGCUGCCUAGUACAUCUUUUCUAUGGUGAUUGUAAGUCAACAGUUGAUAGUUCCCAACUAUGCGGUAGCACUUUAGGGAGGUGGGCGUGCUUCUUGUGGACAAAGUUCGUGCUUUACAUUGGUCUGGUGCCAAGUAAAACAGGUAUGGUGUGAUAUUACAUGACACCUAUACAGUGAAACCAAUAGUAGUUAGAACGUCAGAGAGAUUGGUGCGCUGUGUAUGCUCGGAUCAACAAAACUCGUGCACUCAUUCACAUUCACAUGGUAGUUGCAGCAGCCGCUUCUAGCGCUACAUGUGACAGGUGAGUGAAUGAUGACAUGUCGCGAAGGCUUCAUUGUUGAACGCUUGACUUCUAGGUUUGAAAGGAUUCAAGUGGCACAUGAGCGACAACAAACAGAGAUGCUCAGGUUUGUCAAGUGGUUGCUAGGAUUGAAGAACAAUGGUUUUAAUAGUGGACUGUUCGUGUUAUUGCCUACUGCUUGAUAAUAUGGUUCUUGGCAAACAACAGAUAGUGUUGUAUAUUUUCCUAAUUGUCUGUGUUACAAUAAAACAUUUCUUCUGAUUACAGGUUUCUGGUGGAGACGUCAUCAUGCUGGAAGGAAGUGUAGAGUCAGAUAUGACAUUGAUAGCAAAGAACAAUGCUCUGGAAACAGUGGUAGAUAAACUCUUUAAACAUUGUAUGAAGAAUACUUGUGCCAAGCAUCGUUUUGAAUGUAAAUUGCAAGCUAUGGAGAAAGCAAUGAAAGAUAACAUAAUGGCUGUUCCAACAGCAGUUCAAACGCUUGUUGAUGUACAGCAGGAAACAAUACCUAACUUGAUUAGACAAAGAGCAUGUCAUCAACCAGCACGUUUACAGCAGCAAACUGAUGAAUGCACUACAGAACCGGAUGAAAAAAAGGAACUGGUCAAGAUGGCAGCUGAACAAAUGCAGAUAAAGGAGGAGAAUAGUACUUUGACUAGGCGCAAUGCAGAUCUAAUAGAGGCACUACGCGCUCUGUUUGUUGUAAAUGGAAAGAACCAAGAGAUUUUACAAGUAGAGACACCACCGAGUAAUUCAGCUGCAAGAGCACCUAACGAAAGUGAGUUUGAUCUACCAAAGAGCAGUGAAAAGAAAGUUGAGAAUGGAGAUCUGGUUGAUGAAACCAGAGCUCUGAAGGCUGAGAACGUGCGUCUAAGAGCUGAAAUCAUGCAUCUAGACACUAAAAAAAGAGAUAUGACACAACAGUAUGAAAAUGAACUGUCUCUUGGUCGGAAGAAUGAAGAAAGACUUAGAAUUGAAAUCCAGAAGCUACAAAGGCAGCUGAGAAUCAGAGAUUAUAGUAGCGACAAGAAGGUUCCAGACAGUGGUUUACCAUCAACAGACUAUCCAGUCAAGAACAACAAGGAAUCAUAAUGUUGAACAUGUAUCCAGCAUUGCAACGUAUCAGGGAGGUUCUGAUCUAAGAGGACGAUGAAUUGUACACGAAGAGAUUUGUCAUCCAGCGCCGAGCGCCAACACUGAGCGAAACCAUUGUUGAGCAAUCUGCAUGUAAAUAGCAACAAUUCAGCAAUAUCUUGUGCUGUUUGUGCUGUACAUACAGCCACAGCUGCAGCAACUGUAGUAACUUAAAGAUUAUGUUUUAUGCUGAUUGAUGCAGGAUGAAGUAUGUAGUCAUAGUACAUUAUAGAACUACAAUAUUGUUGUUGUUAAUUCUGUUGACAACAUAAGGAUAUUAUAGUGUUGACUAAAGGACUGGAGAAUUAGGGAGCUGUGUUUAGCCCUGUAUCUAAUCUAUACAUGAACCUGUCAGUUUGCAGUGCAAUUUGAGCACAUGCA